AGCCUUCGGAUCCGGGGGAGGCCCCGGGGCGGCCAUGGCCACCUCAGCGCCGCGCACCGUCCUCAUCACCGGCUGCUCCUCCGGCAUCGGCCUCGCCGUGGCCGUCCGCUUGGCCCGCGAUCCCCAGCGGCGAUUCCAGGUCAUCGCCACCAUGAGGGACCUACGGAAGAAGGAGAAGUUGGAAGAGGCAGCGGGAACGACGUUGGGGAAGACGUUGACCAUCCAACGCUUGGACGUCUGCAGCGACAGCUCCGUGGCCGAGUGCAUGGCCAACGUUCCCGGUGGCCGCGUGGACAUCUUGGUGAAUAACGCCGGCGUGGGCCACGUUGGACCCGUGGAGAGCAUCAGCGUGGAGGAGAUGAAGAAGAUCUUCGAGACCAAUUUCUUCGGAGCCGUUCGGAUGAUCAAAGCCGUACUUCCCGAGAUGAAAAGCCACCAAAGAGGUCACAUCGUGGUCAUCAGCAGCGUGAUGGGGCUCCAGGGGAUCGUCUUCAACGACGUCUACGCCGCUUCCAAGUUCGCGGUGGAAGGGUUCUGCGAGAGUUUGGCCGUGCAGCUCCUCCAGUUCAACGUCUUCGUCUCCAUGGUGGAACCGGGCCCGGUCAACACCGAUUUUGAGAUGAAGUUGAUGGAAGAGGUUUCUCGCUCUGAGUUUCCCGGCACCGAUCCGGCAACGAUCCGAUACUUCAAGGAUGUCUACUUACCGGCGUCCCACGAGAUCUUCACCACCUUGGGCCAAAGCCCUGAGGCCGUGUCUGAGGCCAUCGUGAAGGUGAUCCAAUCGCGGCGCCCGGCGUUCCGCGUCCAAACCAACCGUCUCUACACGCCGCUGGUGGCCCUCAAAUACGCCGAUCCCUCCGGAGAUCUCUCCGUCCGCACCUUCUACCGAUUGCUCUUCCACUACGGGACCGUCUUCCACCUCACCAUGGCCGUCCUUCGCUGUCUCACCUGUGGAUGCUUCCGAAGUCGCAUCACCCCGCUCUGAUGGAACUGGGGGGGCUCCUUGAACCCCCCCAUAGCUCCUUGAACCCCCC
Messenger RNA from Cuculus canorus (common cuckoo), 1034 nucleotides. RefSeq names its product retinol dehydrogenase 8 (gene RDH8). The record is from RefSeq and is a predicted model, not a curated record. Gene Ontology annotation, cellular component: cytoplasm. Bases 35 to 985 code for a protein of 316 amino acids. Gene Ontology annotation, molecular function: estradiol 17-beta-dehydrogenase [NAD(P)+] activity. NCBI's taxonomy places the organism in Eukaryota, Metazoa, Chordata, Aves, Cuculiformes, Cuculidae. Gene Ontology annotation, biological process: estrogen biosynthetic process. The transcript is spliced from 7 exons.